UCAGUUCUUUAUCAGUGAAAAAAAAAAAUCAAUUUUUAGUCUUCAUUUAUUUUCCUACUGUUUAUUGCUCAGUCACACACUUUUGAAAGUUGCUACUAGAGUAAGAAAAAUAAAAAGAGAUAGUAAAAGAAUGACUAUCAUUUACCUUCACAUUGUAAUCUAGAAGUAGAAGAAUAAUAUUCUAGUUGUAUGCAAAAUUUGAAAAUUAUCAACCUGCUUAAACUAUAUUUGUCCAACCUAAAAUGAAAUCCACUUCAGAAGGUUAUCUGAAAUCCCUUUCUUCUUAGGUGCACUGCAAUAUUCUGGCUGGGAUGCUUAUUUAAAACACAAAAUAUACCUAAUGAAAUGUGUUUCCCACAUUCAUAACCAAAUUUGAACUGUGAAUUGCUUAAUUACAAAGUAAUUUAAAAAUUUUAUAUAUCAGCAAAGUGGUUGUGAAAAUACCUUUUUCAAGAUCUGAAAUAUAGAACAUGUGAAACAAUUUCAUAGUUUUAUAUGUGGCAGCUUUAAACAUUUUAAAAAUUUCCUGAUAGUACAAGUUUUAUAUUAACUUAGAAAUGGAAGAUUUUUGUGAAAAUUGCUUUGCACAAUGUCACUCCUGCUACUUAAGACCAGUGAGAUACUUUGAAGGAAACCUAAAUGAAGUACAUAACUGUCUCCUGUGCACAAAACUUAGCGCAGCAGUUCAAAGACGAUUUGCACCUAGUAACAUGAAAAGUGCAUCAGCAACAGAACUGUGUGCCAACCUCCCUCUUCUUGACUGGGUGAACUACUAUAAUCCAUGUCCUUGUCAUCAAGUUGUUGACCUGAACAGUUACAUACCAGCUUCUCAUACUCAAAGAAGAUUUGGAGGAACCAGUAAGAGGGGAUCAGGAAUAGCUCGCAACUUGCUCUCUUUUUCAAGAAAGUGUUUCAGCCUUCCACACUGCUAUAAACCUCGUCAUAACUUUAAAGCAGAUUUUUCUAGAGAAAGCAGUCAAUGCUACACUCCUGCAAUGUAUGAAGGACGAUUUACCUGCCCUUUAGAUAAGGCACUUACAGUGGCUGCUGCUUGUCCACAUCCACCAGAAACUGGUGUGGGUUUAAACUCUCGAUUACAGAAAAUAAGCCCAUCAGAAUUCAAGUUAAAAGUGGAUGUUAUGAAAAAGUGGUUUGCCGAGUUCACAGAUGAUCAAAAAAAUAUGAUGUUAAAAUCUCUUCUGGGACAGUGUGGUAUAUCCCAGAACCAUCUUCUGUCUGUUUCCAUAGCACCAGUUAUGCAUUAUCGUUGCCCAAGUAAUUGUGAAGAUCCUUUCUCCUGGUUUCCUCCAAGUGUGUCUAUGAAUAUUCUCUCAUUCUUAGAUCCAGUGGAUUUAUGUCAAUGUGGACAAGUAUGCCAGAGGUGGAGCAUCCUAGCAAGUGAGCCCUCUCUCUGGGUUGGGUUUUGCCGACAACCACAGUGGCAGCUAUCACGUCCUGCAGAACAAAAGCAAAUGAUAACUUAUCGUCUUCCAAAUGGUCAGAUUGACUGGAAACAAGCUUUCGCUGAGAGAUUUCGUCUUCACCGUAAUUGGCUAAAGGGUGCUUGUCAUGUUCGAACCUUUUAUGGACAUACUCAGGGAGUUUUCUGUGUUCAAUUUGAUGACACUAGAAUUGUUAGUGGAUCUUCAGACAAAACUAUCAAGGUUUGGAAUAUCCGUACCAACAGCCCCUGGUCAGUAAUGACUCUUGUCGGUCAUUCAGGUACUGUCCGUUGUCUACACUUGGAGGGAAAUCGACUUGUCAGUGGCUCUAGUGACUGCACAAUCAAGGUAUGGGAUCUAAGUACCCAACAUACAUGGUCUAGUAUUGCUUGUAAAGUGACCAUGGUUGGCCACACUGAUACCGUCCGUUGCCUUCAGGUUGAUGAUGAAAAAGUUGUGAGUGGUUCUUAUGACCAGUCAUUGAAAGUGUGGAAUAUCAAAACUGGCUUGUGUAAGAUGACCUUGAGAGGACACGAAGGAGCUGUGCUGUGUCUACAGUUUGAUGAAUCUAAGAUCAUAUCCGGUUCUUGUGACCGCACAAUUAAGAUAUGGAAGUUGACCAGAGGGCGAUGCAUUAUGACUUUACAUGGACAUCAGGAUGCAGUUACAUGUUUGCAAUUUGAUACUUCAAAAAUAGUGAGUGGAUCAUUGGACAGGACCAUCAAAUUCUGGAAUUUAACUAAUGGUGAAUGUCUUAGUACUUUAGAUUGGAUGAAAUCUGAAGGGCACACAGGAGUGGUCAGGUGUCUUCAAGCAGAUAGAUGGAAGAUAGUGAGUGCUGGAGAUGAUAAGACACUGAAGGUAUGGAGUCUGGAAACAGGGCAACGCUUGGUUACUCUUCGAAACCAUACAGAUGGUGUGACAUGUCUGCAGUUUAAUGACAGCAUCAUUAUCUCUGGAUCUUAUGAUCAGACAGUAAAACUGUGGGAUUUUAGUGUUUGUUGAAUAUAAUACUAGCUAUAAUUGGGUGUCAGUUUUUCUGGAAGAAAUGUAUAUAGCAAAGGUAUACUGUGCUAAUUUUUAUGUGCAUUUAAUGUUUGCAAAAUUUGGGUGCCAAACACCUUUAUGUUUAUUUAUACAUUAAUUAGAUGUUUUUUUUGGUUGUUUCUAUAUUGCAUGUUCCAUUAAGCUGCCAUAAAUGCUAUAUUUUUCCCACCAUAGCAUUAUUUUCUAAAUCUCUUUUGAAAAUGCAAAUAAAUUUAGAAUAUGUUAUAAAUUCAGAGAUAAGUAACCUUAUUUUGAGAUUAAAAUAUUUUAUCAGAAUUUAGUGUUUCAGCAUAAAUUAAGUAAAGGUGGUGAAAUACUGAGCUUUCACAGAAGUAAUUUAUGAUUUGCAAAUAUUGUGGUUAUUUCAACAUUCCCUAUAAAGUUGUGAUGUCAAGAUUCUUCAAAAGACAGUGAAAGAAAAUUUGUGGUGCCUUCGCUUUUAUAAUACUUUGUAUUUGUGCAUUUUUUCAUCUUAUAAUUAAAACUUAAUAAUGUAUAAAUCAUUAUCAAAACUUGUUUAAGAAAGGAAGAAAAAAGAAUUUUAGCUUAUUACAUGUAGAAAGUAGUAAUCCAUUGAUGUAUACAAUACAGUUCUUAAACCAUGCUCUAAAAGACUUAAACUAGUUUCUUGAUUAUGUCACUUGAUUUUUCUUUCUGCAAACACAUAAGCUAUUUCUUGUAUUAAUCUGGGUUUCAAAUAUAGGAUUUUUUAUCUUUUAGGUUGUAUUAAGUAAAAUGUAUAUCUCUUAGACAAUCUUUGAAAGCUAAAUUUCUGAGAAAUUAACAGAAAUGUGUCUGUCUACGAGAUUUACAUGCUAACUUUGAGCUAACUCCUACCUAAAUUCGUGUAUUUAAUGUGAACUGCAAUGAUGUAUGAUGAUGUCAUUGUGCAACAAUAGCUCUCCACCAAUAGGAGAGGGACACAACCUACAUGUGCAGUAAAUCCCUCUGUGCACUUGAUAACAUUCUUUUCCUCAGCAUUAUAUUGAAUAGGUGUGUUCAAAUUUCUCAUGUAAGUUCAAUCUGAUGAGAUUUGCAUUUGUUAAUGAAACUUUGCUUUUCAUUUUACAUAGGCUUUUGUUUCAGAAGCAUUGAUUAUUACAGUAGUUCCUGGUGGAUAAGACCCCUCCCAAUAACAACUUCCUUUUAAAUACGACUUUUUUUUUAUGCACGGAACAAUUUUACUUUUAUCUGACCUUCCACAAACAACUUCCUGAUAGAUGCAACAUACGACCAUGAUUUUUGGGAGGAAGGUCAAAUGACAACCUCUCUGUAACGACUUUUCUUCGUAUCAAUAAUGUAAUUUACAGAGAGACAUGAAUACAGUGUAUACAGUAAGGAACAAAGAGGUUAAAUUACCAGAGAUUGCUUCACAGCUUAGUAAAUGUAGCUUGCUACCUUGAGGUGUUCAAGUCAAACUUCUUGGUACAUACACUUAGGUAUUUUGAUUUAUAAACUUUCAGAUCCUGAAAGGUAACUAGGGAUGGUCAGAAACAGUUGGUGGAAUUAAGGAUUAUUCUUUUAGUGAAUGUAGGAGAUUUUGAGAUAGUGGCUUAGACGUUAAGUAACUUGAUUAGGAUUUGCUAGUAGGGUGUGAAGAUUAUUAAUUCAAGUCUUUAUUACCAAAGUAUCUUUAAAAUACUUUUACUUUAUAGGAAUCAAAUUCUUCAUUCUGAGCGAGUAACUGUUCAUUAAUCAAGCCUUCAAUAACAUUCAUUAAAUUUCUCACUACAGAGAAAAGAUUAUCAAUUAAAACAUUAUGUAAAAAAUGCUCAGAUAUAAUUUAUGAGUUCUCCUUAAUACUACAUAUUUUACAUCAAUUUUUAACUAUGCUAUUCGACUAGGGAUGAUAGCAAUAAUUACUUACACAUAGUUUGUGCAUUUUAGAUUUUCAGUACUCUGGAGGAUAAACAUCUUUAAAAGUUGUGAAGUAGUCGGUCUAGUAGGGUCUGCAAUCAGCAUCAGUUUUCAAGGUCCAGUAAUAUCUGCAAUCAGUAUUAGUUUUCAAGGUCCAGUAGGGGCUGCAAUCAGCAUCAGUUUUUAAGGUCCAGUAUGGGCUGCAAUCAGCAUCAGUUUUCAACUGGUGUGAAAAUUAUUAGCUUCUGUUCUCAGCACUGGAAAACUGAUUUUUUGUCCAAAAACUUGACUUUUCAUCCACAUUUUCGUAUGUUCUUACAAUGAUUCAACUAGUUCGCAAGUAGGUCCUCUGUCUAAUUGGUCAAUUCCGAUGUUUUAUCAAUCCAAAACUAAUUGUUAAUUGGUUAUGAUCAAGAGCUGUUAAUCAGCAGCCUAUUAGCAUGUAUAUCCCCUGAGUUUUUUAUAGAAUUCACUUCCUCUAGUUAUUGUCGAUAAUAUAAACUUUAUGUAGUCUUUCUCAAUGUUACGAUCAUGUUUGUUUAUGUAGAUAAGACAAACCACUAAUUUAUACUGCAGCUUGGAAUGCAUCACAGUAUUUGUUUUAAUAUAUACAUUUCUUUCUGUGGUCAAAUGUCUUUAUGUAACUUCCAUUAUACAUUCACUAAUGUGCAUGUCUUUUCUUUGCUUGACAUGUAUGUGUAUCAUACAUGAAUAUUCACAAAAAUUUUAUUUUUCAUCUACCGAAGCAUGUGUAAGCCUUAUAUGUUUCAUACUCAAUUGUCCGAUCUGGACAGUAACAAUUACACGAAAUAUCAUGGAAAAAGCUGGCACCAGGGAAAUGGUAUCCCCACUGUGAAUCCCCCCCACCUUCUUCUUCAAGUGGAGCACGGGAGACCAUUUUCACUUACCAGUUCCUAGAUGCUGGGGUGGUGGAUCAUGGAGAAUCCUCACCAUUUGGGCUUAGCAUAAUACAAUGAGAAGUAGGGUGGUGGUGACACUGUUAGUAUAGUAUAGGUCACCCCCUCACACAGCUACUGUAUCCUCCUGCAGCCCAAGUCAAGAUGAGCACACAUUGUAUGGUGUAAUCACACUCUAACCAUCCUACAUAUAUUGGCUCACCAACCAGUUGUGUGCAUAUGCUCAGUUGGUCAAGAUCACAUUCUGUCAUCCCUGUGAUACUUCAAGCACUUUUGACUUUCCUUCCAUUUCAUCUUGCACGAAGAGUAUACACUUGUUGAAAUGGGAUGCAGUCUCCCAUGGGUGUACCCAUAUGUAGCCCCUGACAUCAGAUGUCACACUCCAUGGACUUGUCCUUUGGGCAAUUUCUGAAGGGUUUAAUUUUGCCUUCUGUUGAUGGAAGACUACUGUCAUAUGAUGAUGUCAUCAUGCACCAGCACAGAUCACAUUAAACACGUGAAUAUUAGGUGGGAGUUAGCUCAAGGCCUUGCAAGUCUCAUAGGCAGAUGAGUGAAUGAUAUAGCUAUCCUGUGUAUGGAGGUGAAUAUCUAUUGGAAAUACAUUUCUGAUAAUGAAAAUGUUAACUUCAACAAAAUGUUUUUUAUUGAAGGCAAGUGUAUUUUCUGUGUGAACUUGUUUAUAUGAAGGUAGAACUUUGUGGUUAGGUUGUAAUUGAUAAAUCACAACUCAGCAAAGUAGAAUAUUUGCUGUUUUACAAACUUACCUGUGAAAAUUUGUAAUUUAAAGAAAUUAUUUUCAGCUCUCAAAUUUAUAUUUUAAUAAGUUUAUGAGGUAUUAUUCAAACUUUAUGGCCAUACUACUGGUAUAUUAGGCUGGGCUUAAGAUGAGUUAAUGAAUUUAAAUGUUACUUAUAGGUUUCACUUAGAUUGAUAAAGAUUUAAUUCAGUUUAUAGGUUUGUCAAGAAAUGUGUGAGGUACAAAUGUUUUUAAAUUUUUCCUUCAUCAAUAAAUGUAACUGUGCUUUCUAGGUUUGCCACUAAGUUGAUAUACUAGCAAUGGUAGUAGUAUGUUUAUCCUAAUUGAUAACAGUGGUUUAAAGGGUUGUUCUGAGUUGAUACAGGAGGUUCUUAUUGUGUAUAGAUUUUUUGCUGUUGUUGUUUGGUUGGUUGUUAAGGUUGGUAAUUAUCUACUAAAACACUUCUGGUUAACGCAAAAUGGAUUAUCAGCUUCUGACCAGUUUUUCACAUAUUUAUUGUUUAGAAUCAGCAGUUGAUUUAUUGUGAUGCUGCUGUAAUUGUUUUGGUACAUGGGGAUAACUGAAUCUGUUAUUUUUACACAUGUUCACUCAGCACAUGAUGUGCAAAUCAAAAUCUUUAUACACACCACUAUGCAAAAAAAAAGAAGUGGUUGUUUCUAAUAUGAAUUUCAUAUUGUCAAUAGUUUCACUAUGUAAUCUAGAAAUUAAGAGUAUAAUUGUCUCAAUUUCUUGCUUUUUAUGAGUUAGUUAAUUAUGUUACAGUUCCUAUUGUAUGCAUAAAAACGUUUUAUUGAUGCAUCAUUUUGUGUGAAAAACUUCAAAUUUAAUAAUGUUUAAAGGAAAUCCUUUAGCUUGUACUCUUUGCUGUUUGCAUAUCUCUGUCAGUGAAUAAUAUUUAUAGGUAACUGAAUAAAUAUUGGAAGACUAUAUUUUUGAUUAAUAAUAAGGUAGUCCUAAAAAAUUACAAAUACUGAAAAAAAAAUUAAAGCUAAUUUGUUCUUAACUUGUAAGGCUUAUAGUGAAACCGUAAAUUGUGGCUUGUAAAGUUUGACUUUAUUCAUUAUUAUCUAUUUCUCAAAAUGAAAUUGUAAAAAACUGCUGAACACUCUUCCCCCAUAAACUUUGGAGUUCAAUUGUUAUAUGAAGUGUCUGUCCAGUAGAUUGUUGAUAUUAUGAAACAAGAUUUCUUCUUUAACAUUCCAAGAAUGAUUUUAUUUCUACCUUCAAAACCUUGGUGGCCAUGUACAGUACCACUUAACCUUUCAUCCACAGGUUAUUUUGUAUUUAUGUUUUAGAGACAUGGUUUCAGAAGUUGCUAUACCCUCUGUUUUGUGUUACUAAAGAAAAAAAAUUCCUUCAAGGUGAGAUAAGACAGUGCACUUGACAUGCCAGCUAUGGUUUUAUGGAUGUUGCAUGUUUUUUUUGGUUUUGAGCAGUUUAUCAGACUAUAUAUUGUUUUCUCUGGGCUGAUUAGAAUCCUAAGUAUCUUCUCAGGACAGUAGAAAUCUACUGAAACACAGAGUAAAAUAUUUAAUUUCAUGCACACUUCAGUUUAAUGCACAUUUUUUCAGGUUUAUCCCUUUUUCAUAUUAUUAUUACAAUAAUAGGAGUUAGCCUAGUAAAUCUUAUAAAGAAUGAUCCAUUGCAAUGAAAAUGUAUCUUUAUAAUAAUACAACAAACUUACCAAAUUUCAACAUUGAUUAUCUUGUAAUCCAUAACAUUUGUCAGUAGAUCCUCCUUAAGUAAAAUCCACAAAGUAUGACAUGUUCCCUUGACCCCUCCCUCUUUUUUAAAGUGUAAAGUAUUUAUGAAUAAUCUUGGAUAAUAAUCAUAUGAAUGGAAUAUAUCUAUAAGAAAGUUUUAUAAUAAUAAAUACCAAACACAAAACUUAUUCUGUUCCAUUAUUUAAAGUAAAAUGCUUGCAAUAAAGUUACAUUUUAACUAAAUCAAAGUAUGUUUUCAUUCAAAAAAGAAUUACAGUAGAUCUUAAGAUCUUAGUGGCUGUGCGAUAUGCAAACUGAAAAACAGGAUGUACUUAUCACUUGAAGUUUUUUAUAAGGCUAAAAUGAUAAUGGAUUUAUUGUAUUAGAGAGAUUUUGCACUAAAAUGUUAUACAAUGUUGUGUUCCUUUAUAUAUAUAUAUAUAUAUCAUUUAUACUGUGUAGUUUAUUGGCUUGUAUCAAGCUAGUUUAUUUCUUGUGUAUGAAGAGUGUAUAAUAUAUAGAUUGAACAUACAAACAUCAUGCUUAAAAACUUUAGAGCAAAACUACAGUAUUUUUUAGCACAAAACAACAUAUCGAAAUUCUUAAUAUAAUUGCUUAGGUUAUUUUCCUAUAGAGAAUAUUGUCUGUAUUUUAAGGUAUUAUUCAGGUAUAGUAGCCUUUAUUAGUUCUUUUGAUAUGGAGAAAAAAAUUUCUUUGUUAUCCUUUUUCUCAUUGCUUAACAAUUCAAAGUGUAUGGAUACUUCCACACUAAAUAAGUUAAAAGUAAAUUAGAGAAGAUUUUACACCCAUCACAAUGAAGCAUUUUAAAUUUUAGGUGUAGAUGUACAAGUAAAAAAUUGCAAGCAACAUAAAUCCACAUUGAGAAGUGUGCCCCCAAAGUAAACAUUUAACCAGGUAUUCCUCUAUUAGAUUAUUAACAUUGUGGUAUAAAUCUAUUUCCAAUAUAUGUACACUAAUUGUGUAAAGUAUGUAAAACAUUUGAGUUGAUUAACUAAUGUUAAAUUGUAACUUCAAACAAUACCUUACCUCUUUUCACAUACUAGCUUUUCUCGACUUGUGCUGCACUCUAUAUGCACAUUUGUUGCUCACCACUAGCCUUGAUGCUCUCACCUAUCCUCAUGUGAUUAUUCAUUUAUAGCUGAUAGCUGUGCCAUAGCAUGUGACAACCCUCCACCAAUAGGAGUGUAAUGCACUCUCUGAGCACAGCUGAUCCCCUCUAUAGUCUAGAGCACUAUCAUCACUUCACGAUUUGGCACUCAUGUGAAAGACUUGUUCCCAUUCGUCUUUAAGUCUUGUGCUCAUCCAAAAGUUUUCGUUUUGAAACUUUUUUAAACACACCUGCCAUCACUACCAAAUGAACAGUAAAUAGUGAUCAAAUGUCUACUUAUCAUGCAACAGUCACAUAGGCACAUCCACACAUGGCAACACUACUGAGACAACUAACAAGCAGUGUUGACUCACUUGACCACUGGUCUCUUAAAGCACAGGCAACAUCAUGUCUAGGAAAAUGUAACUGUCAGCCCAAACAACAGGUGUUUCAAUGUACUUGGGGGUAGUGGAGGAUGGAGUGAAUAAUAUGUCAUAACUUUCUAAUGGCAUAGUAGUCUUAAUACUUUUUCUUAUACACUGCACCCUUGCCUUCUGACUAAUGUUGGUUGUGGCAGUUUAUUUUUCAACUUUUGAUAACGAAUGAUAAUCUUUAUAAUAGUUAUGUCCUUAUCUUUUUUAUAUUCUUCUCUCUUCCAGACCACAGGAAAGAGAAGUGUGGGCUCCAUAGUGAAUACGGGUGCUGUAUUUCCGUGGGUCUUGCUCAUUUGUGAUGUCUACAAUCGUCUGUAUGUUCGCUGGAUCCUUGCUUGGGAUCUCUUGUCCUCAACCAUUCUCCUUCCUUAUUCAAAGACAUCAUCUGGUGACUCGAUAAAACUACUCUCGUAGUGGGUAUUCCUUUUGUCCAGAUCAACUUCUGAUUCCAGAUACCUUCUUGAUGAUAUGGAGAUGGAAUGUCUCGACUCUCUCAUGAAUUCGGGUCAUUGGUACCAUGACAUAUUGUCCCUUCAAAUCCAUCUCUUAGUACUUUUGGCAGGACGUCAAAUUUUGAAUCUUUUUUAGGUUGAUUCACAGACGUCUCUUGAUGAUACAUACAGUCAACUCUGUAGUUGUAUCCUUUAUCAGUUGUCAGGGGACACUUCAUUUCGCUUUCCCUGUUUCCACAUUAUCAACAUCCUUUUCUGGGCCCAUUCCAUACAAGUACGUAAAUAGGAUGUUCUAUUCCAGGUGCCCUGAUUGUUGUUAUGGGUUGUCUCUCAAGGCCUGCCAAGAUACAACCUAGCCAUCACUACCAUCUGGACACUUUUUUAGAUGUUUUUGCCACUCUUCUCCAUACCCUAUUUCCUCUUUUCUGGUCUCCUUUUCCUCUUCUCUCAGCCUUAUCUAGGGAUGCAUUCUUUUAGGACUGGUCUUCUCUUCUCCCUCUUGCUGGACACUCCAUGUUGAGUCCUCCUGAUAACUCUGUAUUGGCUAUCUCAGCCAGAGUUUCCUCUGUUGCACAUUCUCCUGUCCUCUUCUUUUCCUUUACUUCUGUCACUCUUUACUCCUCCAACUUCACUCCUCCCAUCCAACACUGUCGUAACUCUGACUUCACUUGUGGAGUUUGUCCAGUACCUUCCAAGAUGUUCCAGUCUCUUUACUUGUAGCCUUCCUUCUUUCUUGUCUGGUGCAUUCUUCCUACCUUCUUGUCUAUCGAUGACAUUCUGUAGUUGGUCUUUGCAUCAUGUUUCAUUCCCUUUCUUCAAUUUCCCAUCUUUUUGAAUUUUUUCAUGAGCUGGUUGAUCAAGGAUUAUUACAUUUGGCCAUGGCUAGUUACCAGGCAGCUCUACUUAAUAAUUUUGGUUUUCUUAUUGUUGGCAUGUAUUCUCCUCUCCUGUCUUUUCCAUGCAUUUUUAUUCCUUUUGUCUCCUUUGUCCUACUCAUCUUGCAGUCCUUCUUGAUUGGUACCUGAAUAUUGUUUUCCAUGCCCUUAAUUUUCCUCUCUUUGAUCCUUUAGUCUCUUGUUCCUUGUACCAUUUUUUGCUUAGAUCUGACUUGUUUUUGCCAGUGGCUGUGGGAGAUAUGAUGUGUAUGCCAUUACUGCUUCCCAAAUUUUUUCCUUCCAUUCUCCAUAUUAUUCUCCUUAUGUUCCGAAUCAUUUCUCUCUGUCUCAUCCAUGUGGUACAUUCUUUGACCUACUCUGCUCCUUCUCAUGGUUCACACUCCCAUCUAUUUAUAUUUUGAAAUUCCUCAUCUACCCGAGAUGUUUCUUCUAUUAGGGAUAGCUACAGCACUUCAUCGAUUUUGCCUAUGCUUUAUUCAGUGUAGAUUCACGUGGACUUAUACAAGGUUUCUCUCACCAAAUCCGACACCUUAUUUUCUCUCUCUGGCUCUUUACUUCUGUCAUUUAUUGGAGGGGUAAAUGAAAACAGGUGUGUGGACUACCCCACUUUCAUUGCACAUUUUUUCAUCUUCCAGAUAUCAACUUUCUCCUGUUGCCAUACUACAUACUCUUUAAUGACCCUGAAGGGGUAAGUUCUCUUUUUAUGUAUCUUACCUUAACAGUGGCCUACUUCUACAUAUCUGGAUCUUGCUCUGUGACAAAUGGUGCCUGUCUAGGUGUAUUUAACUUCAACUCUGCACCAUAUGGCCAUACAGUUCUGUAACACUCAUUGAAGAGAUGGGGUGUUUCACAAGACUGCUAGGCUUUGCCUCAUGGUGUUUUGCUUCAUAAAUAAAGCCCACACUAGACCAUACCAACUCAUUGACUAUCAUGAGUAAAGCAGUGUUAGGAUUGCCCAUCCCUCCAGUUCUAGUUGAAUAAACCAGGACCAGCCUGCUUUUCAAAAUAGGGUUUUUGUGGUCUUACAGUGUUACAUUCCUCCGUACUCUCCAGUGCAUCCCCCCCUCUUCCAGUGGAGUAUGGGGUCCUUGCCACUUACUAGUUACUGCUGAGUGUGACCAAUUCCAUGUAAUCAAGAGUAUGGCAGUGGUGUUCUGUUGGUAUAGAUGGUGAGUACUGUCCUCCUACUACAGACUGGAAGACAAAUACCCAAUAUGCAGUUAACCCUCUCAGCUGGCUUUCCUCCAUCCUAGUGGUGUCUGUAUGUGUUCCCUUUGUGGUCUGAUGUUGGAUCAGCAUAGGACUAUCCAAUCUAAGUCCUCACACAAUGUUGUUAGGGACCCUCCUCCUCCUACCACAGAACAGAUAAAAUCCUGAUGUGUCCUGGUGUGGACUGGAGCUGACCCACCACAAUUGCCUUCCCCCUUCCUACAAUUACACAGAUGAUGUAUUUCCAGCCUGGUGUUGGUUGUGUGCUGAGACUGCACACACUUGCCCUGGCUGGAUUGAAUGGAAGUUGUUUUCCUUUCUGCUUCCUGGUCUUGAAGUGAAGAUGAUUGGGACCCUCCUCCUACCAUGGGCCAGAAGACAAAUACUCAAUGCUGCCUGGUUUUGGACUGGAGUUGAUUCACCGAAUAUGGUCUGAUGUGCCCUAGCCACUCUACACCAUCUAGCACAUUUAAUUAUAGAUUGGAUGUGCUUUUCUCUGCCAGAUUUAGUGGCACUUAUCUUUACAACAGGUGAAGAGUAUACCUGGUACAGAUGGGGUGUGGUCUUCCAUAAGUGUGAUUCCAUACAGUAGAAUAUCAUCCUCCAUGGGUUCUCUUCAGGCACUUUCCAAAGAGUGCUCACCCAAGUAACUUUUGCACCAGUCCCUCCACCAUUUCCUUGUGGGAUACUAGUAAUUAUGUGAGUAGAGGUAAGGUAUCAUUUUGGAAGUUAACAUUUUCCCACACUGAAAAUGUAUUUUGAAUAGAUACUUACCUCUUUUCACACUUCUGGCGCAUCAUUUUCCUUAAUCCCGAGUUGAGGACAGUGCUCUGCAGUAUAGGAGGAGUCAGCUGUGCAAGAAGGGUAUGCUACUUUCUUAUUGGUGGAGGGUUUUUGCAUACUACAGUCCAGCUAUAUCACAUGUAAUCACAUGAGGGCAGGUGGGAGCAUGAUGGGGUGUGGUCUUCCAUAAGUGUGAUUCCAUACAGUAGAAUAUCAUCCUCCAUGGGUUCACUACAGUGCAGCUAUAUCACAUGUAAUCACAUGAGGGCAGGUGGGAGCAUGAUGGCUAGUGGCGAGAAAAUAUUAUGUAUAUAGAGGGCAACACAAGUCAAGAAUAACUGUUACAUGAGAAGGGGUAUCUAUUGGAAAUAUAUUUUCGGUGUAGGAAAAUGUUAACAUUCACCAUACCAGUUACCCAUAAAGUAAUACUGUUUUAUAUUGAAACUGGUGUUUUGUUGCAAUUUUGUGGGAAGGAUAAAAAAAUAUUUCAGUUUCUAAACAAAUGAAUAUGCUCUAUGAAUAACGAUUUCUUAUCUAUGCAUUUUUGUCCAUAUAAAAACAGCCAUGAACUAUUGUGUAAGUUGUCAAUAAAGCAAGAAGAAAAACUAA
Messenger RNA from Limulus polyphemus (Atlantic horseshoe crab), 13215 nucleotides. RefSeq names its product probable E3 ubiquitin ligase complex SCF subunit sconB. Gene Ontology annotation, molecular function: protein binding. The record is from RefSeq and is a predicted model, not a curated record. Bases 558 to 2447 code for a protein of 629 amino acids. Lineage: Eukaryota; Metazoa; Arthropoda; Merostomata; Xiphosura; Limulidae. The transcript is spliced from 13 exons.